AUGCUUACACCAGAUACGGUUCGUGAUACCGUUUCAGAGUUUCAAAGGACCCCCAUUAAGGAUGAUGUGGAGUUUGGUACUUUGCAGUUAGAAAAGCAGAGAUUAGAAUCUUUAUUGCUUAGGAAAAAGUAUUUGCUGAAGAGGUUACAGUUACUGUACCAACAUCUCGACAAGACGAGAAACUAUCAAGAGUUUGUUGACGUUUUGAUGAAUAGUAAGACUCUUUUGAGGGAGGUCUUCACUCUAGAGAGCCAGACUAGAAAAAUGCAUUUGGGAGAAGUUGAAAUGGAUUGGUCAAGAUUUUGUAUUGAUAGUAAUGAAUAUAUCAACCAAAAUGAUGAACUGAUCGCUCUACAGAAUGCAGGCUUUCUAUAG
Zygosaccharomyces rouxii is the source of this 375-nucleotide messenger RNA. RefSeq names its product Ahc2p (gene AHC2). The coding region runs from base 1 to 375 and encodes 124 amino acids. The transcript has a single exon. The record is from RefSeq and is a predicted model, not a curated record. NCBI's taxonomy places the organism in Eukaryota, Fungi, Ascomycota, Saccharomycetes, Saccharomycetales, Saccharomycetaceae.